AUGCAAACGACCGUGAUAGACGAAGAUGAUGAAGAUACAUUUGAAGUUGAACAAAUUAUUGCGCAUCGUGUGGAUCGAAGGAAAGGUCUUGAAUUUUAUGUGAAAUGGAAAGAUUUCGAUUCCACAGACAAUACAUGGGUUCACGAGGCGGAUUUGGUGAGUGUUUGAAUUGAGCUCCUAUGAAAAAUGAUGAAUUUAGGAUUCACCUGAUUUAUUAGACGCCUAUUGGAGAGAACACGCAUCUAUGGUGGAAUCGAGAGAAAUUGAGGUGAGAUUUUGCAAAACGGGAUAUUUUCAUCUUACCAAAAAUUUGGAAAACUCACGUAGCCAAUUUUGAAAAUUGAUUUACACUAAACUGGGCGUGGUUUGACGAUUUACAACAUUUUCUGGCCAGCGAUGCGUCGCAAUUUAGAAAUGAGAAAUAUGUUUUUAAAAAAUGAAACACGCCACGCUAAACCACCUUAUUAAAUACUCAUUUCUCAAAAAUAUUUCACAAUCUUCCUCUUCUUUAUUUCUCAUUGCAGAAGGAGAAACGAAAAAGUUCAACUCGAAGAAGGAUGUCAUCAAAACAAAAGUCGGCAACACCAUCGAGAACAAUUGUCGAAGAUGAAAUAAAUGAAGAUCCACCGGGAAAAUCAAAUACAUUAUCUGAAAAUAACGAAGUUCCUGUAGCAUUGCCAAAGAAAACGCACAAGAAAAUGAGAACACCUCCACCAUUACCUGGAAGAUCGAAAACUAAACCAAUUAAUGAAAAUAAUCAAAUUCGAUCUACGGUAAUAAAUAGAAAACUCUUUAUUUAGAUACAACAACAAAAAAACAAUUUCAGAGUAGUUCUCGAUCACAAACACCCCUUGAUAAUGUUACAAUUCGCCCGAAAAAACAAAGAACUCCAGUUGUGAUUGAAGAAAAUCUGCCAGAAAUUGGUGGAGAACCGCAUGAAGAAACACCAUUUGAAAAUCUGGAAGAUAUGCUUGAUUCACCAAUUGUAGUUGUAGAUGAUGACGUGGAUGAGGUGGUUCAAGAGCAAAACGGUGAAAAUAUCGAUGAUAAAGUAAGUGGAAUUGAAAAAGGAUAUCGAAUAUCACAAAUUCUACAAACUGGCGUGCAAGAUGGGAUUCGAUAUGGAUUGGCGCAGUUUAUGGAGAGCAAUCUUGCUCAAUGGGUUGCUCUUGAUGUGAUUAGAGAAUAUGAUAAAGCGGUACGUGUUUUUCCCGUUUUUAGCACACCUCGGCCAAAAUCGUGGUUUUCAAAAUAAAAAAUUGCACGCUAACUUUUUACAGUAUGAAAACUGUGCAUUUUUCAGUGUUUGACCUCUAAAAACUCUGGAAAUUGUCAAUUUUCGACCUCUGAAAACUGAAAUUCAGAUUUUUUUGAAGUUUUCUCGUCUAUUCCUCAGAAAAAAGCCCUUUUUUUCAGGCUCUCAUUAAAUAUUACGAAUCCCGACAUCGUCAACAAUUUGGUAUAUAA
Caenorhabditis angaria is the source of this 1467-nucleotide messenger RNA. Lineage: Eukaryota; Metazoa; Nematoda; Chromadorea; Rhabditida; Rhabditidae. The record is from the annotation of a GenBank genome assembly.